GCUAUAUUUGGUUAAUGGGAUUUUAUGUAAUGUCAAAUCUUUUAAUAGUUUUCUCUAACACUUGUAGUUGAAGCCUCGGGGUGUUUAUAAAAGGGUUCAAGUUGAAGUUUAAAUAAUCAUAUUCAAUUCAAACAGUGGGAGUGAAGAUAAGUAAAAUGGGGUCAAAGAAACCUUUCCUGGUGGCGCUUCUAGUUCAUGCUCUUUCUUCUGGCAUGAUCUUACUGUCCAAGGCAGUAUUCAAUAUGGGUAUGAACAUAUCUGUGUUUGUCUUCUACAGACAAGUUGCUGGAACAAUUUUCAUGGUCCCUUUCGCCAUGGUUUUCGAAGGAAAACACGCCAAGCCACUUUCAAUACUGACCUUCUUCAAGAUUUUUAUGCUUGCUUCGCUGGGGAUUACCUUAACCUUGAAUAUUUACGGAGUAGCACUCAUUUACACAUCUGCAAGCCUUGGUGCUGCGACCAUUAAUUGCAUUCCAGUCAUAACGUUUGCCUUCGCAGUUUUACUCAGGAUGGAGAAGGUGAGAGUGAAGACUGUACCUGGCAUUGCAAAAGUUGCAGGUAUAGUGGUGUGCAUGGCUGGGGUUGUCACUCUAGCCUUUUACAAAGGUCCCGCUUUGAAACCUCCCUUCCAUCUUCAUAAUUUCCGUCCCCAUAGUGGCGCCCAAGAUGGUGACCAUGACCAUGCUUCUUCUGCCAAAAAUUGGAUAAUUGGAUGUUUCCUCUUGCUAGCUUCCUGCAUAUGUUGGGCUCUAUGGCUUGUACUUCAGGCUCACAUUUUGAAAAGCUACCCUUCCAAGCUUACUUUCACAAGCAUUCAGUGCUUGUCGAGUGCGGUCCAGUCAUUUAUUGUUGCUAUUGCUUUGGAAAGAGAUCCUCGUCAGUGGAAGUUGGGAUGGAAUUUUAGACUGCUUGCAGUAGUUUAUUGUGGGAUUUUCGUGACCGGUGUUGCAUACUACUUGCAAGCAUGGGUGAUUGCAAAGAAAGGGCCAGUUUUUCAUGCAGUGAUGAUACCAUCGAAUCUAAUAAUGACAAGUCUUGGUUCUGUGUUUCUAUUAGGCGAGACCAUUAACCUUGGAAGUGUUUUGGGUGCAAUCAUGUUAGUGAUAAGCCUUUACAGUGUUUUAUGGGGAAAGAGCAAAGAACAGAACGUUGAUAACGUGGGUUGUUUGCCUGUUGAAAAUCAAACACAAGUAAAGGAAACAGCGGUUAGCAGCAGCCCUCGGACAUCGUUAUCUACGUAACUAAUUAUUGUCAUGUUCUUUGAUUGUAUUUCUAAAUCUUUAUUUCUUCUUUUCCCCUCCAUUUCGUAAUUGUAUUAUGGGUUUGGACAAGCGCUUUAUGUCUUCUUUUAUUAAGGGAUAAUGUUACAUUUAAUACUGGUUAUUGGGUAAUUUAGUGCAAUAGAUAUUUAAAAAUGUGUAAUGUGAAUCUGUAUUAACAAUUUGUUACUUAAAAGUUUAUAUUUAUUUCUAA
Molecule: messenger RNA, 1473 nt
Organism: Gossypium raimondii (Peruvian cotton)
Lineage: Eukaryota; Viridiplantae; Streptophyta; Magnoliopsida; Malvales; Malvaceae
Product: WAT1-related protein At5g64700
Exons: 7
Coding region: 156-1241 (361 amino acids)
Cellular component (GO): plasma membrane
Molecular function (GO): transmembrane transporter activity
Source: RefSeq, a predicted model, not a curated record